This is a messenger RNA of Petromyzon marinus (sea lamprey), 5641 nucleotides long. It is a transcript of the gene PRDM15, whose product is annotated as PR/SET domain 15. Gene Ontology annotation, biological process: regulation of gene expression. Gene Ontology annotation, molecular function: protein binding. NCBI's taxonomy places the organism in Eukaryota, Metazoa, Chordata, Hyperoartia, Petromyzontiformes, Petromyzontidae. The record is from RefSeq and is a predicted model, not a curated record. Gene Ontology annotation, cellular component: nucleus.
CGCCAUCGCUUGUCCCGGCCCGGGGCGCGUGGGGGAGCGCGGGGGAGCUCCGCUUUAGCGCAGGGCCGGCGUGCAACACCAGCUCCCGAUUAGCGCAUUGAGUGCACGCCAGGCUCCACUGAAGUGCAUGCAUAAGCUCGUGCAUAUAUCGUCACGUAAGCGCAUAGUGCAUGCCGAACUCUGCGUACGUGCAUCCAUGCCAUCCGAUCUCCGCUUAAGCGCACGGUGCACGCCGAACUCCGCUUAAGUGCAUACAUUAGCAUUCGAGCAUCGGUAAAGCACGUACCUGGAUCAGGGCUGCGAACUCCGCUUAAGCGCACAAUGAGUUGUGGAGCCUCGUUUAAGUGCCGAUGUGGGCAUUGGGAUUCGUUGCUUUUUUGAGAUAUUAGUAAAUGCAGUGAAGUCCCCAAAAAAACCCCAAAUAUGGCACAAUGCUAAAUAAAUGGGUAAGUUUCGUUAAAUAAUUUGCAGAAAUUUCCUAAAUUUUUGGGAGCUUUCAGUCGCACGCACGAAUCUUAAAAUCCACGAAAACUGCUGAUUUUGUCGUAGUUGCGCCUUGAAUGAAUGCACUCACGCACACCCACCUUACAUUUGCACGGAUGCAUUUGUAUUGACGGGGUCACGAUCACAGGGGGUCACAAACUUGAGUCGGGAUAAAUUACCACACGAGAGAAGCAGUGACAGAUGCCGAUAUUGUUUUCGCCUCUUUCCCAUGAUAAUAAAGACUGAUUUAUACUUACAAAAUGUUUGUUUUAUCUGACAUGCAUCAAUAUUAAAGCAAAGUGAAUUAGCCACUCGAGAGAGCUUUAACUAAUUUGAGAACACCAACCUGAACGGCUUUUUCAUUUGCACCACGAUUUGUAAGUGAUGAAGAGAAAGAUAAAUUGUUGGGAAUGGGACCGCAUAAAAAAUGUGAUGGGUCCAGCCAGUGUUCCGCUCCCUCUGUUUUUGACCAUCAAGUAACAAGUCUCAAUGACACAACUCUGAAGCUUACAUAUCGUGAAUGGUGGCAGCCGGGCAUCAUGGCCGAGCCUGGUCCAGAGGAUUUGGAGCUCAUAUGGUGUGAUGAGUGCGGUGAAUAUCAUGACACAGAGUGUCCUGAGAGGGGGCCGCUGCAGGUCAUCACCACAGCCACCACGCGCGCACGUGCGACCCUGCCACCGUCCCUGGAGAUGCGUGGGUGCACGCGUGGUGGCGAGGGCGUGUUCUGUCGUAUCGCGCUGCUCAAGCGCACGCAGUUUGGACCCCUGGAGGCACCACGCACACCCCACACACCGCCGCCCCGUGCCGACGGGGUGCAUACCAUGCCACUCAAGGUGUUCUCCAAGGAAGGAGUGGUGAACCUGGACAUGCAGGAUGAGUCGCUGUGUAACUGGAUGAUCCUGGUGAGGCCGGCGACCCAGCACCACCAUCAGAACCUCACCGCCUACCAGUACAACCACGACAUUUACUUCACCACGUCACAGGACAUCCCGGCUGGCACGGAGUUGAGGGUGUGGUACGCUGCAUUCUAUGCCAAGAAGAUGAGCAUGCACACCCUUCGUCCCCGCGGGCAGCUCUGCGUUCUGUCUGCAGAGGCUCCUGCCGGAGGUCCCAGUGAGGUCUUCACUCAAACGAGUGUAGAGGAGGGAGAGGACAAGAAGGUGUGGAGGUGCCAGGUGUGCCCAGCACUUUUCGAGCACGCGCAGCAACUAACAGAUCACCUGGUGGUUCAUCUGAACGAAGCCCCUGCCCCAGCAAAUGCAGGGUCAUCGUCGCACCCUAAUUUACAGACCCCAGACCCUACACCGCACAUGGCACCGCUUACAACAACAACACCACACCCAGUACCACACAGCGCACCACACCCAGCACAUCACACCACACCGCUCCCCGAAUCGCAACUUCUACCGCAAACUACAACGCACACCACCCACCAACCUCCGUCCCACGUCCUGCCGCCGAUUAUGCCGCAAAUGCUGUCGUACGCGCCGCCUGCGGUCGCUGGCCCUGCCGGGUUUGGUGCCGAAUCCACUUCCGCCGCCGCUGCCGCCAGCGCCAGUGCCACGUCCGAGCUCGAUUCCGUCGCCAGCACCGCCUUCAGCGGUGCCACUGGUCCUGGAUCGGGUUCCAGUUCGGCUUCUGGGACGACGCGUGCUUCGCGACAUAGGAAGGCGGCCAGGCCCUACGGGGAGGAAGCGUAUAUGGGGCUGAGGGGUUAUGGCGAAUUGUCAGCGUCGGAAAAGGCAGAUGGAGAGGGAGCAGCACACACCACUCUUCGGCGCAGAUUCAGCAGGAAGGGGUAUCGACCUCAAAGGGUCCUGCAGUGCGAGUUCUGUCAAAAAACCUUCAGCAACUGCAGCAACUUCAACCGACAUGUGCGGUCACAUGGGGAUAAGAUGUUUCGCUGCGAGGAGUGCGGAAAGGACUUCACUCGGAAAGAGAGCCUCAAACAGCAUGUGUCCUACAAACACAGCCGCCCCACGGUGGACAUUGAAUUCCCACAUCAGUGCAUCGGUUGCCACAAGGCCUUCAAGACCGAGGGGGCAUUGCAAUUUCACAAUUGUCAAACUGAUGAGCGCACCUUCCAGUGCGGGGUGUGCAUGAAGUUCUUCUCCACCGGAUCCAAUCUCUCGAAGCACCGCAAGAAGCACGGGGAGCGACGCUUUGCGUGUGAGGUCUGCCACAAGGGCUUCUACAGACGCGACGUCAUGUUGGAGCAUUUGCGCCGGCAUUUGGAACGUGCUAAGCGCUGGAGCAAGGAGGAUGGAGAUGCGGAGACAGAGGGGCGAAACAAGUAUCGCAAGGAGCCCUCGCCCUGUCCUGUGUGCAAUAAGGUGUUCUCCUGUCGCAGUAACAUGAACAAACAUCUGCUGACUCACGGAGACAAGAAGUACGCGUGCGAGAUCUGUGGUCGCAGGUUCUACCGCGUGGACGUCCUUCGAGACCACAUCCACGUGCACUUCAAGGACAUUGCUCUGAUGGCCGAUGGGGAACGUGACACCUUCAUUAGUCAGCUGGGCAUCCAGGCUGACGAGGACGGACCACCCGGAGAUUCCCAUGAAGACGCACCCCACAAAUACAACUGCAAGCGCUGUCAGCUGACGUUUGCACGUGGCGGGGAGUACCUGAGCCACAUCAUGGAGAUCCACAAAGAGCGUGGGUUCUGCUGCGACAUCUGCGGCCGCCGCUUUGCGCUCAAAGCCACGUACCACGCCCACAUGGUGAUCCAUCGCGACCGCCUGCCUGAGUCCGACCCCACUGUGCACAAAUACAUACACCCAUGUGAAUUGUGUGGAAGGAUCUUUAACAGCUCCGGGAACCUGGAACGACAUCGUGUCAUACACACAGGAGAAAAGACACACGGAUGCGACGUGUGCGGGAAGUGCUUCGCAAGAAAGGACAUGCUGAAGGAGCACAUGCGUGUGCACGACAACAUCCGGGAGUACCUCUGUGCAGAAUGCGGAAAGGGUAUGAAGACAAAACACGCUCUGCGCCACCACAUGAAGCUGCAUAAGGGGAUCCGUGAGUUUGCCUGUGAAAUCUGUGGCCGGGCCUUCAGUCAAAAGGUCAACAUGCUCAAGCAUAUGCGACGCCACUCUGGUACCAAGGACUACAUGUGCGAGCUGUGCGGGAAAACCUUCUGUGAGAGGAACAGCCUGGAGGUGCACAAGUUGGUACACACGGUUGGGAAGCAGUUUGAGUGCACGUUGUGUCAGCGAAAGUUUGUCACGGAGUACAUGCUGCACAAGCACGAGCAGCUCACCCACCAGCGCGUGGAGGCACGCGCUUGCGAUGCCUGUGGGGCAAAGGUGUCCACGCGCGCCUCCCUCACGCGCCAUCUCAAGCGCAAGCACCCUGAGUUGGUGCAUAUUCACUUUGCUCAGGGCCAAGACCUGGAUAACACACCCACCAUCACCAUCGUGCCGACACAGCUGACUACACUACAAGAGGAAGAUGAACCAGCAGCCUCGUCCCCUGGCACCAAGCUUGAGAUGCACACCACUGAAACAACUCACCAGGUGGUGGUUACAGUGACCGAAUCCAUCCCGGAUGGGAGCGUGACCUGCGAAGAUGGAAGCAUGACCUGUGACAACGGGGGUGUGGGCGCUGACGAGGGGGAUGUGGCUUGCAGGGAAGUGGGUGUGGCGUGCGGAGAGGCUGGCGUGGCCUCCGCUAUGGUAGGGGUGUCACUGGAGAGCGCCAUCCUGGCCACGCUGGACAUGGUGCAGCGUGCGGGCGGCUCCAUUCACAUCACCCCCGCACACAGCAUCACAAGCUCGCUGGGGCAGUCCAUGGCAUCGCUGGAGCAGCCCGUCACCUACACGAGCUCGUCGGGCAUCGUGUCGUUACCGGGGCAGAACGUCACCUACACCAUUAGCCCGUCGUCUGGGGCUGUAACCUUUACGAGCGCAGCCGGCGAGCUACCGUCUCCGGGCCAUUCGACCGUGCUGUCGCCAUCGCCCACGCUGUCGUGCGGGGUGGGGCACGGCGAGAAAAUACGCUCGCAGGGGAACUCCGGCACGGACAUGGAUGACGAGGAAGCGAGUGUGCUUGCCUGCGCUCGCCACGACGCCGACGUGCUCGUAUUAAAACACGGCGGCGCCGGCGGCGUGCUGUCGCACAACCGGACCAAGGUCGUGCUCGUGCACAGGGACACGGACGUGCACGUGCUCGGACAAACGGGUGCAGAUGUGCACGUGCACGCGCAUGGCAGCGCUGACGCACGCUCGCUUUCGCACGGGCACGAGGACCCGCAGGAGCUUGCCAGCACGCCAUGGGUAACGCAUGGUGGGGAAGAUGAUGUUGUUGAAGAUAUUGAUGAUGUUGAUCAUCAUGGUCAACAUGAACAUAUGGAGCAGGAUGUGUGAUGUGUAUGUGUGAUGUGUGUGUUUCUGUUGUGAUUGAUGUGUGAGGUUAUUGCUGAAUGAGUGAUUGGUUGAGGUCGUGUAUUUUGUGUGCGAGUUAAUGUCAUUUAGUGUAAUAUGGGUGGUGUGGUGCAUCUGUCCAUCUAACUCAAUCAACCCAUAACACUUGAGUCUGACCGAUCUGCCAGCCUCAAAGUGCAUCUAAGCUUGCACAAGCGCAGUGGUGACGUUACCUGGCUGCAAAUGGCAGCUGUUGUUGUAGAGAGGUUGUAUGUAUGUUGAAUUGAUUUCGUGCCGUACGUAGCCAGGGGAAGGUUCUCGACCUGUAUGUGGAUAUAGUAUGCCUUGGGCCUUAAUGCCAGCUUAUCAUAUCCAUAAAAAAUAUACAUAAGCUGGAGAGUAUUUGAUCAUGUUAAGGGAUUUUGUAUCGGAUAAAAUUACGUUAAUUUAAAAGUGAGGUUUUUUGCAGAACUGUCCUAAAUCUGGCCCGUGGUUCUUAUGAAACAUGAGGUCUGUAUAAAGUUCGUAAAUCAUUUAAAUAAAAAGUCGUUUGUAUAGCCAAAAUGCUGUGUAUUUUUGAGCAGGUUCAAAUUAUAUUGUAUUAGGAUUUGAGGUUUUAGGUCGUAAUAUGUUCCUUUGUAAUGUUCCUGUGACAUUUUAGCUGCUGCAUGUGUCAUUUUGUUGAAGUAUCUCUGGGCAUGGUAGCUGUCUUAAUAUUUGCUGAAGUAUUGAUUAUAAUUAUGGCAUAAUAGCACAUACAGCAUCGUCUAAAUAAAAUGUAUCAUAGCACAAUA